AUGAAUGAUAUUAAAAGUAAUGGACAGUCAACGGAACUUAACAGCUUCAACUCAGAGCACUGUGAAUUGGUCAUAAAUACAUACAAACAGUUGUUGGGCAAAUUACCCGACCCACCGAAAGUACCCAUUGAUAUGCUGAUCAACCUUAUGAACAUCUAUGCGAAUCACAUCUGUGAAAGCGAAUCGACCUCAUGUAAGUGA
This is a messenger RNA of Heterobilharzia americana, 201 nucleotides long. Lineage: Eukaryota; Metazoa; Platyhelminthes; Trematoda; Strigeidida; Schistosomatidae. The record is from the annotation of a GenBank genome assembly.